AUGACAUCUACAACUAUCGCAGCCGUUGUUGCACCGUCAGCGCCAACGCUGGUGGCACCCUCUACCGCAGCACCGUGUCGUUCUUCCGUACCCGUGGUUUCGAUUCGCAGUGUUGAUCUACCGAAUACCGUUGGUGACGGUAUAGGGGGCAGUUCCAGUGGGGGUCGUUUGAUACGCAGAAAGGAGUUUCUUUCCGAAGCAAACCGUACAACAUCGCUGAAAACACUGUCGUGUGAUUUGAGUGAGAUACUGGUGAAAAAUCUAAGCUUGAGACGCAGUGAAACAUCCGAACGGCGCCCGCAAGCGGACACACUUGACGUGCUGUCGGCAGCGUCAUCAGGUUCGGUGCAGCAGCACUCACAGUGCAGCAUCAUCACUGCAGGAAGUGGUGUCACCGACUGUGUUGGUAGUAGUAGUGGUUCCAGCGUUAGCGCGUUUGAUAGUGGCAGCCGUACGCAAGGUACGCUGUGCGAUACGUUCACAUCGGUGAACAAGUUCAUUCGGUUGAAACGCGUUUCGAGCGAUGGUAACAAUCUGAGCCGGCUGUCCGCGGUAGUCACGACGAAUGCCGGUGGUGGUGCGAACUAUACCAAAAUCGUAAACCAGCCUGUGCCGGGCAAACCGCCGCCCGGGUCUUUUAAGCGGGUGGAAAUAAGUGUGUGUGAAAGAGCGCCCAGUACGAAACCAAUUGGCCACAGUGCUCAGCCCACCGUGUGUGAAUCUGAGUCCGAUAGUGGUGAAGAAGAAGAAAGUAGCAACGAACUGUCGAAAGGAGGGGUAGUGCGCAAAAGUGUCAUAGUGAACCAGCUCGAUCAAGUAGACGAGCACUGUCCGCUACUUGUGGUGGAUGAAGAUGGCCGUGCACCGACCAUAGCACUUCAGAAGAAGAAAACGACCCUGGUAUUUACGAGAAAAAAAGUUCCGGAAGAUACUAGUAGUGCGACAGCGACGAUCGCCCGUAAAUCGAGUGAUCGCGAUUUAACGUCAUCCGCGACCGGUUCUUCGUGCGGUGCAUCCAAAGUGCUUCUUCGUCGCCGUGUGCGACUAAGUGGAGAUUGGUUAGGGAAAAGUGUAGAAAAUAGUGAGAAACGGGAAGUGAAAAGGCGCAGCUUACAGUGGCCAAUCGGUUUAUCGCCUGCUGCUGGUAGUAGUGAUAACAGAACGGCACAGUUCUCCGGCGUACUCGAGUGUGGACGGCGGAGUAGAGGUGAUACACCCAACAAAUUUCGUCACUCCUGGAACGCACCGGGAUACGAUAUUCUCCAAGAAGAAUCUGGCUUAGGAGGAAGGAGGGGUGCAGAUUUAGGAAAGGAUUUUGCCUCCAUUAUUCACAACCUGGCUGGGCUAAGGAAUCACCACCUUGCGAAUGGGACACAUGAGUCCGUGUCCCUGCUGGAGCAGCACUCGCCUCAGAUUGUGCCGUCGAGGGCAACACGUCCUACCUCACUCGGGGGCUCCGGCCAGGGGCUCCGACGGGGUCCAUCGAGCUGGAUCCAAUCGUCCCCUAUGGUGCCCACGAGUGGGGUAGGCGCGGUAGGUGUGGUCAGUGGAGUUGGCGGUGGUGGGAACGGCGAAAGCAGCCCCCACACAGGUGCACUGAGCGGUGGUCCGGUACCUCGCAAACGGCGCUUCGAAGCAUUUCUCAAGAAUCUCGUCGGGCGGCGGCCAUCGAAAGAGCCACCUCCGGCAGCACCGCCACCACCGCCGCCACCGCUGCUCAGCUCGCCGGAAAUCAAAAUCAGCAAGAGCCCGUCCGAGCACAAUCUUGCCGAAAUAACGCGCAGCCGGUUGAACAUCUCAACCACCUCGCUGUCAUCCGUGCAUCAGAAGCUGUGGUCGGUAGUGCCGCUGCUGAAGCGAGACGUUAGCUGCAACAGUCUAGCGUCCCCGAAAACGACGCCUCUACUGCUGGAUAGUCAGAUGGCGUCCUCUGGCGAGUGUACCGGUGGUCCUGGAUUGCUCACAAUCGGUGGUCUGAAGGGGACCGGAGGGCCCGGCGGGUUGCGGAAGUGUGAAACCGUGCUGGCACUCACAAACGCAACCUCCCAAACGUUGGAACCAAUACGGCCGCUUAACCGGCUGCGUAACUGCGCCUCGGUAGCAACCUGUUCCCGUUGUUCUAGUCUUCUUUCACUGGCCGCGGCUGGUUCGCGCUACUCGCUCAACGCCUCCAACGGUGCGUUCGUGCCCGUACCCUUCGGCGGUUCACACGACGAAAACGAACCGCCUGAUGUACCGAAACCGAAAAAAGCUUCGAUCGAUGGCGGCUCGAAGCGGAAGUACGUGGGCAAUCUGCUGCGGUUAACCACCACCAGCUGCUCCUCAUCCAGCUCGUCCUCGGGUGCGUCGUCGCCCAGCUCAUCGGCCACACCGUCGUCAUCCUCGUCCGGGGCCUCGUCGCCGAGCCCAAACUCCGCAACCGGUAGUCCGGCCGGUGCAUCUGUCUCGUCCAAAACCGUUAUGUUUGCCCCUAGUCCCACGCAGCAGCUGGUACCGGUAUCACCGAUCAACAGCAGCGCAACGCUGACAACGACAAAGGCCUUAACGCCUACGAUUAAGUUCACCUGCAAACUGUGCCUUGGAGAGUUCAGUGCCGAGAACCUGACACGUAUCACGCAGUGUGCAUGCUCGUUCUGCACCGAGUGCAUGACGGCCUACAUCGAGUUUGAAAUUUCCGAGGGUGCAUACGAAGUGUCCUGUCCGGAUGCCAUGUGUCCCGCCCAGGGCAUCAUAACGAUUGCGGAAAUAACGGCGCUGGCCUCAUCAUCCCUGGUGGAGAAGCACCACCGUUAUCGACUGAAUAGAGAGGUAGAACUGGACCGAUUCCGGACCUGGUGCCCAAAAGCGGGCUGUGAAACAAUUUGUCUCGUUGGCGCAAGGGAUCAGCAGGCAGGCCAGGCAGGCGCUAACCAAACCGGCUCCACGGUUUGUACCGAUCGAAUCGUGCCACUGUCACCAUCGUCCUCCAGCAUGCCGUCACCCUGUGCCGUACACUGUCCUACGUGCCGGGAGGAUUUCUGUUCUGGCUGUAAGAAGACGUGGCAUCCAACGAUGUCUUGCGAGGAGAAUUCGCGCCGCCUGGCGGUGGACGGCCAAACGGACGCUUUGGGCAUCCCGUUCGACAAUGAUCUCAUCAAAUGCUGCCCAAUGUGCACCGUCCCGAUCGAGAAAGACGAGGGCUGCGCGCAGAUGAUGUGCAAACGCUGCAAACACGUCUUCUGCUGGUACUGUCUCGCUAGUCUGGACGAUGAUUUCCUUCUCCGUCACUACGAUAAAGGGCCGUGCAAGAACAAACUCGGUCAUUCGCGUGCAUCGGUCGUGUGGCACCGGGCACAGGUGAUUGGGAUAUUUGCCGGGUUCGGUAUACUGCUGCUGGUGGCUUCGCCGCUCCUUCUGCUAGCCGCCCCCUGUAUCGUGUGCUGCAAGUGUCGCAUCUGCAGCGGUGCGGCCAAGCUGGAAGAAACCGAGGUCGACUAUGAUGAUGCAGCCGUCGCCCUGCACAGUAGCAGCGGGCUGCAGCGAUAA
Messenger RNA from Anopheles marshallii, 3525 nucleotides. RefSeq lists its product as uncharacterized. Gene Ontology annotation, cellular component: ubiquitin ligase complex; cytoplasm. The record is from RefSeq and is a predicted model, not a curated record. Lineage: Eukaryota; Metazoa; Arthropoda; Insecta; Diptera; Culicidae. Gene Ontology annotation, biological process: positive regulation of proteasomal ubiquitin-dependent protein catabolic process; protein polyubiquitination; ubiquitin-dependent protein catabolic process. Gene Ontology annotation, molecular function: ubiquitin conjugating enzyme binding; ubiquitin protein ligase activity; zinc ion binding. The transcript has 6 exons. Bases 1 to 3525 code for a protein of 1174 amino acids.